Molecule: messenger RNA, 2797 nt
Organism: Verruconis gallopava
Lineage: Eukaryota; Fungi; Ascomycota; Dothideomycetes; Venturiales; Sympoventuriaceae
Exons: 2
Coding region: 384-2537 (717 amino acids)
Cellular component (GO): nucleus
Molecular function (GO): protein binding; histone H4K20 methyltransferase activity
Source: RefSeq, a predicted model, not a curated record
CCGCCCUUUUUUUUGCCCUCCCGCCAUCGUCAACUUCGCUCGCUUCACCCAGCUUCGCUCCUUUCCUUCCGCCCUUCCUCAGCGCACCCGUCGCCUUCUCCGGAGCCCAUUCCCGCCUUCCCCUCCUCGCUGCAACAAUCUGUGCUGCCAGCAGCCGGCCAAUUCCACUCUACUUUGCUCAACUCCGCUCCGCUGCAGCCCGUCGCUCACCUGCGCCUCAAGCAGCCUCCUCCACCCCCCGUGCGGCGACCUCCACAACACCAUUCUCUCUCCACUCUGAGAACCCCCUCUUGCUGCCGACGAACACGCGCGCCUUUCUCGUGAUUGCCUCCUGAGCUGGGCACGCUUCAGCGCCAAACUCGGCCGGCGCACGUGCGGGCGCAAUGGCUGCACAGCGGGAUCUGGGGAAGGCGCUCGCGAAGAAGGGCGGCUUGACGCUGGCCCAGCUGGCCAGCUAUGACGAUGUGCUCACAGAUGCAUUGGUAGAUCGCGUCUACUUCUGGGCCACGAUCCGCAAAAACCGCCCCCGUUUCUCGCCCUCGCGUGGCAUCCAGGAGGAGGAGGUCGCCUCCAUUCUGCGCGACUUCGUCAUCGUCGAAAAGGACCCAAAGCGCGCCACGGACGAGAUUCUCAAGCUGGCCGGCAUCAGGAAGUACGUCGAUCGGCUGAAGACGCCGGACGAGAGAGAGCACUUUCAGCGCCACCUGCGCAAGUACGUCAACAUCUACCUUCCGGAUUGUCCCUUUGAGGUUUCCACCACGAAUCGCUACACGAUUGACACUCAUGAAGCCUGCGUGAUGGCGCGCAAAGACAUCCGCAAGGGCGAGGUCAUCAAGUAUCUUAGUGGCAUACAGGUCGCCAUAACCGAAGAAGAGUUCAAGGCCCUGUCGCGUGACGAUGUUCGACUCGACUUCAGCAUUGUGCACUCCAGCCGGAAGAAAACACCCAGCCUCUUCCUCGGCCCGGCGCGGUUUGCAAACCACGACUGCAACGCAAACGCACGCCUAAGCACGACAGGCAGCCACGGCAUGCAAAUCAUCGCCACGCGGGACAUCAGCGUUGACGAGGAGAUCACCGUGACGUACGGCACCGACUAUUUUGGCGAGGACAACUGUGAGUGCCUCUGCGUCACGUGUGAGAGAUUGAGAAGGAACGGAUGGGCGGUGCACGCUGGCAGCGGGAAAGAGGACGAAGAAAGCGAAGAAAAGGAGCAAGCUGAGGAUUUGGAGCAGGAGCAGAAGGUGUCCGUCGCUGAGAAUUGCGAUGGGCAGCGGAAGCGAAAGUCCUCUGCUUUGCACGAAGACGACCUCCUAACUGGUCCUUCUACACCCGGGAGCGCAUCUAAGCGUCAGAAGUUGACCACACCCGAUCGUGACACGAACAGCCGCCAAGCGACCCCGCGCGGACGUCGCACUGUUCGAGAGGUGAAGGUUAAGUCAGAGAGCACGUCUGCCCAGCAGUCGCUCAGAGACCUGCCCGCUGGCGCCCCACAAGCCGAGUCACAUAUCUCGAUGGACGUUGCGGCGCUGCCGGACUUGCACCAGCAGAGCGGCUGCCAUACCCGCACUCGGUCGCUCCGUGCAAGCUCUGGCGAAUCGGGCGACUCCCGCUCCAGCUCGACCGCCGCGUCCUCGGUGUUUUCGUCCAGGUCGCAAGGCACUGGUGUCACCUCGGACGGCGAGAUCAUGGACAGCAUCGUGGUCAAAGUCCUCGGGGACGACUUCAUUGCGGUAGAUGCGGCUACCACAACGGCUUCCGCAGCUACGACGACGCAGACGUGUCCUACCACCGUCAGCGUAACAACAACCGCUGCUACUAGGUGUACAACAGAUAUCAAUGCCGAGGUCACGGCAACGGCAGGGCAGGAGCAGAAUGCGGACGAAGAUCUAUCCGACGGCGAGCUUACGACCCUUUCUCAAUUUUCAGUUGACGAGUCGUCCGGCAUGGCGAUCCGGCUCUCCGAGCGACUCAUCAAAAAGAGGAAGAAGUGGAACCGCGAGCUGGCCGCUCUGCGCGAGGGAUCCAUGGAGCGCUCACUGGUUGAAUACCUCGAGGAGCCUGCCGUUGCGGUUCUCUCGACCGAGACGGACGUGAGCGCCGGAACCGACGGCCCAGGGCGACACCCAGGAGACUACACCAUGACGCGCCGACUUCUCUCUGGCCCGUACAGCCGCUGGGUCGAGUGCCAAACUUGCGAUGCAAUGUUCGUCCAGGAGGACGCUUAUCUGACCCGCAAGGAGUGUCCCCGCUGCGAGCGACAUUCCAAGCUGUACGGCUUCGCGUGGCCGAAGACUGAGCGUGAGGGCAAGUGGGACACGGAGGAGCGGGUGCUGGAUCACAGGACGGUGCAUCGCUUCGUGGAGCCGAGCGAGGAGCGCAAGAUCAAGAAGGGUGGUAGGAAGAGCCUGCAGAUUGAGGCUCUCCGGGCCAGGGAAAGCCUCGAGCGCACCAGGAGUGUGAGCCAAACGGGCACCCCGGCAGAAGGGAGCCCUCGGCGGAGUGGAAGAAGGCGUGCCAGAAGCAGACUGACCAGGUGACGAGGACGUUGACGAUAGCCCCCACCCGUGUUGUGCCGGACGAGUGCUUCGAGGUAUCAACCACGUGCGACCGCAUGGGAGGCCCGACUCUCACGCAGUUUUUGUCGCCUUCGCCUCUCCUCGUCGAAUCCACUUUUCAUCUUCAUUAACCCCAUCUUCCAAUCCUUGGCAUCGUCGCCGACCUUGUCGCUUGACUUGUAAAAUAUAUAUAUAUAUACACCUCUGCUCAGCGCGGCGUCAUUAUACUACCUUCUCAUCGC